Messenger RNA from Pangasianodon hypophthalmus (striped catfish), 1439 nucleotides. It is a transcript of the gene mterf2, whose product is annotated as mitochondrial transcription termination factor 2. Gene Ontology annotation, cellular component: mitochondrial matrix. The transcript has 2 exons. Gene Ontology annotation, molecular function: double-stranded DNA binding. Gene Ontology annotation, biological process: regulation of DNA-templated transcription; termination of mitochondrial transcription. The record is from RefSeq and is a predicted model, not a curated record. Lineage: Eukaryota; Metazoa; Chordata; Actinopteri; Siluriformes; Pangasiidae. Bases 187 to 1305 code for a protein of 372 amino acids.
ACGGGAAAAGUAGAACAACAAUAUUCUGGUGUAAAUAUGCUGCACUAGAUAGCUGUAGAAACGAUUGUUUAAGAUCCUAUGUAGUGGACUUAUACAUGAGACUGUGUUUGGGCUCGCUGGGGUUGUUUGUUGUUGUUUUGUAAAGUGCCCAUAGGUAGCAGACACGCACCUGUGACAUGUGCAGACAUGCUGCGCUCUCUCACAGUGUCCCUGAUGUUUUGCCGGCGGGCCCAACAGCUCCCCAGGAUGCAUUGCUCCUCCAUCAGGCAGGUUGAGAACACAUCUGCCGUUGAUGCACUUUACAACCUGUCAGUCGACAUCUCGAAGAUCCGAAAGCUCAAGGGCUGGGUGUUGUACCAGAGCCCAGUUUAUGUGAUGGAGACUGUGGCCAUGCUGAGAAACUUGGGAGCCAGAGACACGCUGAUUGCUCAAGUGCUUGAACACCACCCAGAGGCAAUCCUCUGCCCACCUGAACAUUUGGAGGCUCAAAAGGAACUGUGGAUGUCCAUCUGUGCCAGCCACAGCCAUCUAGUUGGGAUCAUUGAAAAGUUUCCAGCCUCAUUUUUCACCUCAUCAUGCCAUAUUGACCACCAAAGGGCCAAUGUCACGUUCUUCCAGAACGUGGGCCUUAAUAAACGUGUCAUUGCUAAGCUGAUGGCGAGCGCCCCGCAAAACUUCACAAGACCUGUUGAGCAGAACGAGGAGAUGGUCCAAGCCCUUCAGAAGACAUACUUGGAACUAGGAGGAAGUGAGGUCAAUAUGAAGGUCUGGCUGCAGAAGCUGCUCAGUCAGAACCCAUACGUGCUCAUGAAGUCUCCAGAAACCAUGAGGAAUAACUUCAACUUCCUGCAUAAACAGGGCUUCACCAGCAGUGAGCUCCUUCAGCUUCUCUCCAGACUUAAAGGCUUUGUCACAGAGCUUCACCCAGAAUCAAUGGGUCUUUCUUUGAGUUACUCGCAGGAAACGCUGGCCUGCAGUGAUGCUGAGCUACGACAGAUCGUGCUGCAGUGCCCAGCAUUGCUGUACUACUCUGUACCCAUUUUGACAGACAGAUUCAAAUGCCUUCUCGGUGCUGGAAUUAGCCUGCAGCAGAUCAUGCAGACACCCACCGUCCUGGAACUGACCACACAGAUUGUCCAGUAUCGCAUUCAGAAGCUGCGUUCUUAUGGUCAUGAUAUUAAGACAGGGAGCCUGGAGCUCCUCAAUGGCACUAAGAAAGACUUUGAAAUGAACUGUGGAAAAUUGCUUCUGAGGCGAGAGCGUCCACUCUUUAACCCAGUAGCACCUCUAAGGACAGACGAGUGAGAUUUCCUGUUGUGAAAUGGUGCUAUAAGCUUCUAAUCAGAAUCUCAAGGUUAACUCUGUUUAUUGUCCUGCUGAAUAACACAGCUAUGUAGGUGUAAUUACAGAGAUUAUGAUUAAAUAAUUAUGACUCCUUA